Messenger RNA from Aegilops tauschii subsp. strangulata, 378 nucleotides. NCBI's taxonomy places the organism in Eukaryota, Viridiplantae, Streptophyta, Magnoliopsida, Poales, Poaceae. The record is from RefSeq and is a predicted model, not a curated record.
AUGGGGGCAGGCCGCCACCGCAGGCUACACUCUACCACACCAGAGUACGACUUGGAAGGUUUUGAGUUCUUCAUGAUCAUACUUGAGAAUUCCUCCAAGAAGCAGACGCUGCCUGACACUUUUAUGGAGAUGUUGCACGGCCAUCGGCCAAAGAAUUUCGUCCGUGCCUACGACCUGAGGCACGGGUACUUCCUUGUCUUCAGGUACAACGGCGACGCCAUGCUCACCAUGAAAGUGUUCAACACGACUAUGUGCCGCAUGCGCUACCAGGAUGACGACGAUGCCAGCAAUCGAAGCAGCGGCAGUGACUCUGGUUACAGAAAAAGCAGCAGCGAGUCUGGCUACAGUGAAAGCAGCAGCGAGGAUGAUCCAGAAUGA